Exophiala bonariae is the source of this 1455-nucleotide messenger RNA. RefSeq lists its product as uncharacterized. The record is from RefSeq and is a predicted model, not a curated record. The transcript is spliced from 3 exons. Gene Ontology annotation, molecular function: 1,3-beta-glucanosyltransferase activity. Gene Ontology annotation, cellular component: plasma membrane. Bases 1 to 1455 code for a protein of 484 amino acids. Gene Ontology annotation, biological process: fungal-type cell wall organization; fungal-type cell wall (1->3)-beta-D-glucan biosynthetic process. NCBI's taxonomy places the organism in Eukaryota, Fungi, Ascomycota, Eurotiomycetes, Chaetothyriales, Herpotrichiellaceae.
AUGGCACAGUUUUCUUUGGCACUCCUGGCCCUUCUGGCUUGCUUCACUUCCUACGUUCUCGCCGUCUCUCCGAUAGAAGUAAGAGGGGCCGAUUUCGUCAAUGUUGUCGAUGGUACCCGCUUUCAGAUGAUUGGUGUGGCAUACCAACCGGGUGGAUCGUCUGGCUUCAAUCCUGAGGCCGGAAUAGACCCGCUGAGCGAUGCUGAUGUCUGCCUUCGUGAUGCUGUUCUCAUGCAGCGUCUCGGUGUCAACUCUGUCCGAAUCUACAACCUCAAUCCCGAUCUUGACCACACCGAAUGUGCCUCCAUCUUCAAUGCUGCUGGUAUCUACAUGAUUCUCGAUGUCAACAGCCCCCUGCCAAACCAGUCUUUGAAUCGUGGUGCUCCAUGGGAGUCAUACAACGCGGACUAUCUGGAGCGUGUCUUCAAAGUUGUGGAGAGCUUCAUGCACUUCAACAACACCCUGGGCUUUUUCAGUGGGAAUGAAGUGAUCAAUGAGGACUCUGUUCCCGAGGUUCCGGCAUACAUCAGAGCAGUCACCAGAGACAUCAAAGAUUACAUUGCCGCCAGAGGAAUCCGACCCAUUCCCGUUGGUUAUUCUGCAGCUGAUGUUCGACCACUCCUGAUGGGCACCUACGACUACAUGGCUUGUGGUCUGGCCAACGAGACCACGUCCAAGAUUGACUUUUUCGGACUCAACUCUUAUUCAUGGUGCGGUGAUGCUAGCUUUACGUCUUCUGGUUACGAUGUCUUGGUUGAGGAUUUCAGCAACACAACCAUCCCCAUCUUUUUCUCCGAGUACGGAUGCAACCAGGUCCAGCCACGCACAUUUACCGAAGUUCAGGCCCUGUACUCAGACCAAAUGACCGGUGUCUUCUCUGGUGGUCUCAUUUACGAGUACACCCAAGAACCCAACGACUAUGGUCUGGUCACUCUGAAUGACAACGGCACUGUCUCCAUUAUGAUCGACUAUGACAACCUCCGCCAACAAUACGAUGAAAUCGAUGUCGCAGCACUUGAGAGAGCCAAUUCCACUGCCACCUCAUUGACAGCGCCAGACUGUGCGACUAGUCUGCUGGCAGGCACCAACUUUACACGCACUUUCGCCAUUCCUGCGCUUCCCAGCGGUGCGGAUGACCUGAUCAGAAACGGCAUUGACGGCAACUUCCCUACCGGAACAAAAUCAAUCACCAACACCAACGUUGGCCAUACCGUUUAUGCAGUCAACGGUCAAGAAAUCACCGGUUUGGAACUCAACAUUUUGGCCAACGAUCAAAGCAAUCUUCCAGGAAACAAUACUAGUGGUAGCACACCUGAGGGAGGCAGCUCACCUUCUGGGACCAGCACGGGCAGUAGUCCUUCAUCGACAGCCAAUGCGGCAGUCAAGGCAGAUGGCAUCAAGUUUGGAUCUGUUAUGGUUGGUGCUCUGUCACUUGGUUUCUACCUGCAAUUGUAA